AGUCCAUAGAUGGAAUACGGAAGUCCAUAGAUGGAAUACGGAAGUCCAUAGAUGGAAUAUGGAAGUCCAUAGAUGGAAUACGGACGUCCAUAGAUGGAAUACGGAAGUCCAUAGAUGGAAUACGGAAGUCCAUAGAUGGAAUAGUCCAUUGAGUAAAAACACCUGAAUUGUGUAUAGAACUUUUUUAGCCUGAAGGUUGAUAAAAAUACAAUCAUUUUCAUAUUUUCCAUGAAUGGUCUAAUCUCCUAAUGAGUGACAUGAUGAAACAGCAGCACUUUCACAGCCAUUUUAAGAUAAGAUAAGAUAAGAUAAGCCUUUAAGAUGAAAGCCUGGACCUAACAUAAUGUUGGACUCCUCAAAUACUUGUCUUCUCAUGGAAAAGAACAUUUUUCCUGGGGUGCUGGGGUUGUACUUUGUUGUACUUUGUUGUACUUUGUUGUACUUUGUCCACUGUGGUGUAAGUCAAGGACGUUACCAAAUCUAAUGUGUCUAAAAGAACAUUUGUUGUUCUUUCAUGCCUUUGUUGGACCAAAGCAGCAGCCUUUAUUCACCAGCAUGACGUCAUCACAGUCCCCCCCCCCCCCCCAAUGUAGUACCGUGUUUUUCUAAAUACUUGACUUUAGUACCAUGACGCCACAAAACAUGUUGCAGUACCACUGCAGUGUAGUAAGCAUUGGCUUCCUGCUGUGGCUAACCUGUUAGCUUAAUGGCUAUGUCUAUGCAUGGUAGACUCAUCAUCAUCAUCAUCAUCAUCAUCAUCAUCAUCAUCAUCAUCAUCAUCAUCAUCAUCAUCAUCAUCAUCAUCAGAAAUGGAGGAGCUUCCAAGGUUGGCUGUCAUUUGGGCUAAUUUCCUUUGUCUUUGCUCAUUGAUGUCUUUCUCACGCUCUCGGUGGCGUUUGGACCGGCACCACCUUCGUGGUACCUUCGUGGUACCUUCGUGGUACCUUCGUGGUACCUUCGUGGUCGCGGAGGAUCGACCCGAAAUUGUUUUCCUGACUAGACUGAUGGCUGGAUGAUCCAUUGGUUUCUGUUCACGGUGAAUGCUGACUGAGGGAAGGGAUGAGAUCCGGGACCUCGUUCCAAGGAAUACAUCUCCAUGGCAACAUAUGCCAGAACACGCCCACUAUCAGCCCUGGUGCAACCGGAUCACAGAUCAAUUGAACCCUAUGUCAGGGUUUUGUGUCAGGGCCCCAGAACCAGACCCAUGUGCAGUUACCGUCAACAAACAAGCCCCGCCCUCGAGGACGAUGAUUGGCUGCCGUGCAUGCAAUGGAGGAGUUGGUGCACGAGCUCCGCCUGUUCCUCCAACUUCUAGAUCGGGAGUAUCUUAGCGCCGGAAUCCGAGAGAAGAAAACACACCUCUCCAACAUCCUCAACAGGGUCAUCUCCGAGAAAGAGCUGUUAUGUAAGCCAGACAUCCACACUGGACUGCCCGCCCCGCCUCAGAUGCCACUGCCUGAAAUCCCUCACCCGUGGCUGCCCCCAAAUGCCGGCCCGCCACCUUUGCCAAGCUCCUCUCUUCCAGAAGGUUACUAUGAGGAAGCCGUCCCGUUAAGUCCUGGGAAAGCCCCGGAAUACAUCACCUCCAAUUUUGAUUCUGACGCCAUGAGCAGCUCCUACGAGUCAUACGACGAGGAAGAGGAGGACGACAAGGGCCAGAAGAUGCGCCACCAGUGGCCAUCUGAGGAGGCGUCUAUGGAUUUAGUGAAAGACGCCCACAUCUGCGCCUUCUUACUGCGGAAGAAACGCUUCGGACAGUGGUCCAAGCUCCUCUGCGUCAUUAAGGAUAACAAACUUCUGUGCUACAAAUCGUCCAAAGACCACACCCCACAGAUGGAGCUAACCCUGACGGGCUGCAGCAUCACCCACGUCCCCAAAGACGGCAAGAAGAAGAGACACGAACUGAGGAUUGUCCACCAGGGGGCGGAUGCGCUGGUGCUGGCCGUCCAGAGUCAAGAACAGGCAGAGCAGUGGCUCAAGAUCAUGAGAGAGGUGUGUGGCAGUGGGAUGUCGGAACUGGACCGCUCCGGAUCCCCCGUAUACAAAGCUGAGCUGGAAAAGAAAUCGUCGUGUGACAGACCAAGCUCAGAUGGCGAAGCAACGCCUGAGAAUGGACACGUGGACAAGGACAAGGACAAGGACAACGCGAAAGGCAAGAAGAAUUCCAAGUCAGAGCAGAAGACCGGAACAGCUGGAAAGGGCACCGGGAUGAAGAUCACCAAGAUCAUCGGUCUGGGCAAGAAAAAACCUUCGAUGGAUGAGCAGACCUCAUCAGCGGAGGAAGACGUACCAACUUGUGGGUACCUGAACGUGCUGUCCAACAACCGCUGGCGGGAGCGUUGGUGCCGCCUCAAAGACAACCAGCUGCUGCUCCACAAGGACCAGGACGACCUGAAGAGCCACAUCGCUUCCUUGCCCCUGCGAGGCUGUGAGGUCAUCCCAGGCCUCGACCACAAGCACCGCUUCGCCUUCCGCUUGCUCCGCAAUGGACAGGAAGUGGCCGUACUGGAGGCGUCGUCAUCGGAAGCCAUGGGUCGAUGGCUGGGGGUCCUAUUGGCUGAGACUGGCUCCACCGCAGACCCGGCCACGUUGCACUACGACUACAUCGACGUGGAGACCACCGCUAACGUCAUCCAGCUGGCCAAGCAGUCCCUGUGUUUUACCAGCAAACGGGCCAUCUCCCCUAACCCGUACUUGGACAACCCGGUCGGCAGCUACGCCCGCCCCAGCGGCACGGCGCUGCACUACGAUGAUGUGGCCAUCGACGGAAUGUCAUCCAGUACCACCACAGGGGGGCGUCCACCGCAGGAAGCAGCACUGUACGAAAACACGGCCCCAAACAAGCCCUCUUCUCCCGCUCUUUCUUCUUCUGCCACCACAGCCGCUACGAGUCACUACCAAACACCCGUUUCCGACGUCUCCUCUAAGAUCCUAACUCGUGAUACUAAAAAGCAAUACCCUGCUAAGCUAAAGGGGAAGAUGGGAACGCCAUCAAACGGCUCAGCAUCCAAACACAAGGCUGAUCCCAAACAUCUGCAGAAGAAGAACGGACCUAGCGACGCGAACGGGACGGCAUCUCUGAAACGCAACACCUCAAGUGCAGAGCAGGUUAAGUACGGCAAAAACCGCGUGGAGGCGGACGCCAAGCGACUGCAGGCCAAAGAGAACGAGCUGAUGAAAAAGAAACACGAGAUCCGGAACCAUCUCACCAGUCUGAAGCAGGAGAGGAAGGACCUGCGUGGCACUCUUGAGGGGACGUCAGCAGGCAAGCGGUCGCAGGCCACCUUAGCGGAACGCCUGAAGAAGGUGGAGUCGGAGUGCAGACAGAAGGAGGAAGAGCGAGUCAACCUGGAGCUGGAGCUCACGGAGGUCAAAGGCAGCCUGAAGAAGGCCCUGAACGGAGGAGUCACCCUGGGCCUGACCAUAGAACCGAAAACGGGAUCCUCUGCCGUCCAGUCACCUGCUGCAACACGACGGGCGCAGGAGUCGGCGGCCUUCUCCAGUUGCGACACCAGCGACGCCGAGAUGUGCUUGCCAGUUAAUAGCGCUACACUGCUCCGACGCCAACCGCUGGGCAUCCAGAAGGCGUCGCCAGUCCGAGGUCACGUCCUGAGGAAAGCCAAGGAAUGGGAACAGAAGAGUGGAACAUAAAAUUCCUUUCCAACAUUCUUCCUUUUUCUGAUGUUGAAAUUGUGUAUAUAUUUAUUUAGAAUGUUUGUUUGUAUUAACCACAAAACAACACUUUUAUACUGUUGAGCAUGCUUUCUUCCUUUCACUCCGGUCAACACAUUGAAAUAUUUAUUUGUAAAGAAAAAACAAGACUAGCUUUUCUCUUAUUUAUGUUCAUUUAUAUUUAAAGUAUAUAUAUAUAUAUAUAUAUAUAUAUAUAUAUAUAUAUAUAUAUAUAUAUAUAUAUAAAUUUCUUUAAGUGCCCAAAGUGUUUUGUUUUUGUUUUUUUGUGGUUUACUUUUGGCUUUUGCUUUUACUUUAAAAUGGUUCUUUGAAACACUCUGUAAGAAAAGAACAAUGUUUUUAGUUGGGUGGUCACUUUAAAAAAUAUACCACUGAAUUGACAUUCCUUCUUUGAUUGUUUGGAGCAAUAUUUAGUCUACCUUGUAGACUAAGAGUCUGGGGACAUUUGGUUCCAUCAGAAACGGCUAGCUAGCUAUCAAAUUUUCGUUCCGUCGAGGCAGCCAUGAUUGACUUUGGUAAAUUAGAUGUUUUCGAGUCAGAGGCAUGUUUGGUCCACUCAAAAACCGUCAGUGAUUGACAGUCCAAACGGCUAAAUGCACCUUCUUAUUGAUAUUGAUACUGAUACUUAUACGGGGCCUGGGAAUGCGGGCGGUUACCUACCUAAUUUACAUUCCCAUCCUUUGUUACAUUUUUGUUUUUAUCUGCAAAUUUAUUUUCCACUUAACUAUUUUUUACUGAGCAAUAAUUUGCAUAGGUUUUGUGUUCUGAGGGUGCGCUUCAUUUCCUCCAAAAUGAGUGGUUACCGUCUAAAUGUACAUUCCAGUCCUUUAUCACUUCCUUUAUCAGCAGCUUAUUUUGGACUAUUGUACUGAAAUCAUUUUCGUGGGUUUGGGGUUUGGGGGUGUCUUUGGUUCUCUCAAAGUUUAGCCUUAAAGCCUAAAUGUCUUAACGUACUUUACGACUUCCAGUUUUCAUUUUUUUCAGCCACUCGGCUAAUCUGGGUGGGGGCGUGGUUGGUUCAGUCAAACACCAGCGGCUUACCACAUAAAUUUAUAUUUGUUUUUUUAUUUUUUUUUACAUACUGGGUUUGGUUCGCUCAAAAAUGAGUGUUACUGUUACAUUCCACCGUAGAAGUAACCGUGUUCAACACAGACAAUUUGAUCAUGGUAACAUCUGUUUUACGGUUUGUUAGUAUCAUCGCAAUAACAUCGUAUUCAUAAUAACUAUAACACGCAUGCGACGUCGCCGUAUUGUACUGAGCAGCCAAGACAGCUGUCCCUACUGGAUUUUUUUCUUCUCGGUGUUCUCGAAGCUUGUAAUAAAAUGUUGAAAAACAAAUCAAAGAAUUGGCGCCUCCUCCACAAGUAUUUUGCACACUUUCCCAACAGCAAUGUCACCAAAUGUGAACCUGCUUUUUGUAGCUAAGCUUUGCAUUGUAUUUUCUUUUAUUUUUGGCACCUUAUGAAUAUUUUGAUGUUAUUUUAUAUCCGACAGUCACCACUUUGGCGACAAUACAAAUGCUUUGUUUAAAAAAACAUUAUAGGAGCAUCAAUAAAUGUCUGCUGAUAUUGUUCUA
Molecule: messenger RNA, 5269 nt
Organism: Doryrhamphus excisus (bluestripe pipefish)
Lineage: Eukaryota; Metazoa; Chordata; Actinopteri; Syngnathiformes; Syngnathidae
Source: RefSeq, a predicted model, not a curated record